CCCGCGGAGCCCCUCCCCCCCGUCCCAUCUCCGGCAAGAUGGCCGCCUACCUGCAGUGGCGGCGCUUCGCCUUCUUCGACCGGGAGCCGCUGACGGACUGCGGCGGGGCCCCGGUGCUGCUCCCUCCGGGCAUCGUGGUCUGCGACUCGGGCAGGGGCAGCCUGGUCUUCGGGGAUUGGGAAGGGCAGAUCUGGUUCCUGCCGCGCUCCCUGGAGCUGAGCAGCUUCCAGGCCUACAAGCUGCGGGUGACGCACCUCUUCCAGCUGAAGCAGCACAGCAUCCUGGUGUCGGUGGGCGAGGAGGAGGAAGGGCUGAACCCCCUGGUCAAAGUCUGGAAUUUAGAGAAACGUGACAGUGGGACACCCCAGUGCACCAGGAUUUUUCCUGCAAUACCAGGCAACAAACUCACGCUGGUAUCCUGCCUCACCGUCCAUGAAAAUCUCAACUUCAUGGCUAUUGGCUUUGUGGAUGGGAGUGUGGUGCUUAUCAAGGGGGACAUUACAAGGGAUCGGCAUAGUAAAACUCAAGUCCUACAGGAAGGAGGCCAUCCAGUUACUGGGCUCGUAUUUCGCCAGUCAAGCAAAACAACUCAUCUGUUUGUGGCUACCACUGAGAAAAUUCAGUGUUACACACUCUUGAUGAAGGACUGCCCACUGCUGGAACUGGACAUGCGUGGCUGUGGACUGCGCUGCUCCACUCUCAGUGAUCCCUCCCAGGACCUCCAGUUUAUAGUGGCAGGAGAUGAGUGUGUAUAUCUCUACCAGCCGGAUGAACGGGGGCCUUGCUUUGCCUUUGAGGGUCAAAAGCUGAUUGUCCACUGGUAUCGAGGCUACCUGGUCAUCGUGUCGAAGGACUGGAAAGUAUCUCCCAAAUCUGAGUUUACUGGAGGAGAUCCACAAAACUCUGACAAGCAGAUCCUGAAUAUUUAUGACCUGGGCAACAAGUUCAUUGCCUACAGCUCUGUGUUUGAUGAUGUGGUGGACGUCCUGGCAGAGUGGGGAUGCCUGUAUGUGUUGACGAGGGAUGGGAAACUCCAUGUGCUGCAGGAGAAGGAUACGCAGACCAAACUGGAGAUGCUCUUCAAGAAGAACCUUUUUGAAAUGGCCAUCAACCUGGCUAAAAGUCACCACCUGGACAGUGAUGGGUUGUCUGAGAUCUUCCGCCAGUACGGAGACCACCUGUACAACAAGGGCAACCAUGAUGGUGCAAUUCAGCAGUACCUCCGCACUAUUGGGAAACUGGAGCCUUCUUAUGUCAUCCGGAAGUUCCUGGACGCUCAGCGGAUACACAACCUGACCGCCUACUUGCAGAUGCUCCACCUGCAAUCGCUGGCCAAUGCAGACCACACCACCCUGCUGCUGAACUGCUAUACCAAGCUGAAGGACAUCUCCAAGCUGGAGGAGUUCAUCAAGACCAGUGAGAGCGAGGUGCACUUUGACGUGGAGACAGCUAUCAAGGUACUUCGCCAGGCAGGCUGUUAUUCACACGCUGUGUACCUGGCUGAGAAGCACAAGCACCACGAGUGGUACCUGAAGAUUCAGCUGGAAGAUAUCAAGAACUUCCAGGAGGCCCUGCGUUAUAUCGGCAAGCUCCCCUUCGAGCAGGCGGAGAGUAACAUGAAGCGCUACGGCAAGAUCCUCAUGCAUCACAUCCCCAAUGAAACCACCGAACUGCUGAAGAUCCUCUGCACAGACUACCGGCCAAUGAACCAGCAGGAGGAGGCUUCUGGCCUGCUGGCGGAGCGGAGGGCAAAUCCUGAUGAAUUCAUUCCCAUCUUUGCUAACAACCCCCGGGAGCUGAAGGCGUUCUUGGAACACAUGUCUGAGGUUCAGCCGGACUCUAAGCAGGGCGUAUACGACACCCUGCUGGAGCUCCGUCUCCAGAACUGGGCCCACGAACAGGAUCCGCAGGUCAAAGAGAAGCUGCACAAUGAGACCAUUCUCCUGCUGAAGAGUGGGAAGUUCCAGGACGUCUUUGACAAGGCCUUGGUCUUGUGCCAGAUGCAUAACUUCAAGGAUGGGAUCCUCUACCUCUACGAGCAGCACAAGCUUUUCCAGCAGAUCAUGCAUUACCACAUGCAGAACGGGCAGUACCGGAAGGUGGUGGAGGUUUGCGAGCUGUACGGGGAACAAGAGGCCUGUCUUUGGGAACAAGCGCUUGGCUACUUCGCCCACAAGGAGGAGGACUGCAAGGAGUACAUGGCGGCUGUGCUCGCACGCAUCGAAGCCAAGAACCUCAUGCCGCCUUUGCUGGUUGUUCAAACUUUGGCUCACAAUUCGACGGCCACCCUGUCAGUCAUUAAGGAUUAUCUCAUCAGCAAAUUGCAGAGACAAAGUUGCCAGAUAGAGCAGGAUGAACAGAAGAUCCAGAAGUACCGGGAGGAGACCAAGCGGAUCCGCCAGGAUAUUGAAGAACUGAAGACAAGUCCCAAAAUAUUCCAGAAGACCAAGUGCAGCAUCUGUACGAGCGCCCUGGAGCUGCCCUCGGUGCACUUCCUGUGCGGCCAUUCCUUCCACCAGCACUGCUUUGAGAGCUACUCGGAGAGCGGGUCGGAGUGCCCCACGUGCCUUCCUGAAAACCGGAAGGUCAUGGACAUGAUCCGUGCCCAGGAGCAGAAGCGCGACCUGCACGACCAGUUCCAACACCAGCUGAAAUAUUCCAACGACAGCUUCUCCGUGGUUGCCGAUUACUUUGGCCGUGGGGUUUUCAACAAGCUCACCCUCAUCACAGACCUUCCUCCGAGCAAAUCGGCCACAGCACUCGAAGCCAGCUUGCAACGGGACCUGCUUGUCAAGACAAAGAGGAGCACCUAGACGUCCUUUCGUGCAGAUGUCUUCACUUGGUGGAACUGGGAAGUGGCAAAGACAGCGUCCCAUUCAGCACAAACGCCAUGCCAGGCAGAGGGGGGCAGGGAUGAAAGGCGGCUUGGUCGGACAUUACGCCCACUUGCUUCUCUCGGCUCUUCCUUCUCCUUCUCCUCCUCCUCCGCCCCUGGAACUUUGCUCUUCCCCCGGAUAAGGGCCAGGCCAGGCGGAGAGGGGAGCCUGGCUGGGGCUUUGUCUCUGCGCCCUGUCUGGCCACUGGCUCUCGGGAGGGGCCUAGCAAAACCUCCAGCCAAGCCUGCCAGAGCCACAACCGCAGCCUCAACCUCAGCUGCCUCAGAGAGGAAGAACUGGUGUGACUGCAUGACUGACUAAAGGGCGUUGCUUCCACCUGCCUCCGGGCCUUCUUUCCUGCGGGCCGAAUGAGGCGAGGGUCCCAGGGCUGGAGGCGUGCUUGGGGGAGAACAGGGGGACGGGGGGCGGCCGAGAAAUCUCGCUGUGGCAAAAGUGUGAUUUCCCAAUGAUCCCACACGUUUAGCUUAUAAUCAGUCACUCACAGCCCUGAAAAAUUGCCACUCGAAUCAUUUUACUGAACAGUGAGGCACAAACAGGCCUGUAGAAUACAUGGAGACUCGGUUAAUUUAAAAUAACAGCAAGCUUUACUGAUUACAAAGUAUAUUUCUUUAUGUGUACGCGCGCACACACUGAUUUAGGUGACAUUUUUUUCUAUUGGUUCUUAAACAACCUGGUUCCUUCUCAGCUGCUUUCCCUGGGUGAGCUUUUCCUGGCUUUUGUUCAUGGUGGCUUAGACUUUAGACUCCCACACAUUCCUUCCCUGGCAUCGAAUCAAGCAGCAGAUGCCACAAAAUGCCUCCCCUCCCCCCCAAAUCAACCAACUCGGAGCACUACAGGUUUUUGUAUGUAGCCUUGCCAGUAGGUUUGUUGUCUAGUUGGCAUGGAGGUACAAUAUUUUAAGAAAACAUUUAACACAUUGAAAGAUUGAGGAGAUUAAUACAAAGGAAAAUAAUAGAAAAGUUUGAACAAUUUCCCUUCCUGGCAUCCCAAAUCGGAUAACUAAGAUGUGAACCAAGAGCUGAUCUUGGGAGUGGAAUGGGGCAACUCCCUGCUGCCAACUUACCAUGGGACAAUUUAACAAUUCAAUUUAAUUUAAAAAUUAUUUUUGUCAUUC
Molecule: messenger RNA, 4011 nt
Organism: Thamnophis elegans (Western terrestrial garter snake)
Lineage: Eukaryota; Metazoa; Chordata; Lepidosauria; Squamata; Natricidae
Gene: VPS11
Product: VPS11 core subunit of CORVET and HOPS complexes
Exons: 16
Coding region: 39-2813 (924 amino acids)
Biological process (GO): vesicle-mediated transport; intracellular protein transport; organelle fusion
Cellular component (GO): endosome; HOPS complex
Molecular function (GO): protein-macromolecule adaptor activity; protein binding
Source: RefSeq, a predicted model, not a curated record